GUUAAUAGUCCGGGAAGAAAGGCGGGUAACAGUGACACACUUUCUCAAAGUCUUCAGCUCCAUGGUUGAUGUAAGGAUUAAACACAACAAUUUUGUCAUUCUUCCUUCUUUUAUACGCGCGAUAAGAGUCAAUGUCAACCAUACUAAGCUGCAGGUGGAAUGGAAGACUACGACACGUUUGUGCUGAAUAGAUUCUCUCAGCUGAAGAGAAAAGAUGAGGAACACAAAACUCCUUUUGCUUCUUACAUUUGCUUCCAUGGGAAGCCUAUCCUGCCACCAGUGCUCACAGUUAAACAACGAGAGGAAAUGCAACAUCACAGAAAAGAUGCUGUCAAUCACAAGUUGAAGGACAAACAGAGAAUGGCUUAUGUGCAAACAAUUCUUCAAAGUGUUCAGCUCAGGAAUUCUCCAACAUUGGACCAAUUACUCCAAGAACUAAAGGUUGAUGCCAAAUCUUUGUGUUCUACUAACUCCAGUCAAUCGAGUCUUCAAAGUGCUGAUACUGUACAGGAAAAGACUAGUCCAAACACCUCACUAGCAUCUGGUUGGCUUUCUCCAAAGCCAACAAAUAGUUCUCUUUUCUCUUGUCAUGUGAUUCCUCAAAAUAGUAACCACGGAGGUUGGCCUGUUGAACAACAAGCCUCUCAACUAAGUUCUAUUGAUAGUGUCAACUGCUUCUCUGCACCAUCAGGCUGUCAUGAUAAUAUGAAACAUGCCAGAGACGUGUCAGACACUUUGGACUCACUGAAUGUUAGCCAUGAUUCAGUAGGAAGAAAUAAUACAGAUUACGUUUUCCUCAGUAUUGCCAGGAGGCCAGAUAUUAUUAGUUAUCCUCCCAUCGAUGGAGAGGAACUGGAGAGAAGUGGACAGGAAUCCUCGUUCUGUCAUGAUUUUAUAGAAAGCAUUGACAGUAGUAAUAGCAUAUUUCCUGAGGGCACCGUCACAAGUGAUCAUCUUCCUGAAGAUAAAUGUGCAAACAGUCUACAAGACAGUGCUAUCAGUCCAGAUCAUUUCCCCAAUACUACAUUAUUUUUUGUGGAUGAAAGCGAAACAAUGAUGUCGCUGCAAAGCUCUUCAAGCAAAGCCUCUCAGCCGCCGUGCAUUGAUUUGUAUCCAAGUACUGAGCAGCUUAUUCAGUGUGAGCCAAAAACACAGUCAGCCAACAAACAGGAACCAAAAGAACAGUCACAGUCGCCUCAUCGUCCCAGCCUCCAGGACCUGCUGAAGAAAUCUCAGGAGUACCGCCGACAACAGAGGAUGCUCAGGAACCAAGCCAAAAAUGCUCGAAUUCAAGAGCGAGCUCAAGAUGAGCCAAGAUUGGAAGAGCAGAGCCUCUCUGAUAAGGAGAAUGACGAGUUUCGCUACAAAAGCGCAGAGGGGAGGAAACCUAAAGAGAGAAGAUGCUUAUUCAACAAAACCGUUAAUUCUACCUGCAAAAAAUCUAGUGAGAAGACAUGUCAGGAGGAGUUGAUUUGCAAAAACUUAAACGGUUAUUCAGAAAGAGUCCCUGAACAAAAUCCCUUCCCUCAACAACACCUUUUAUCAAUUGAAACGUGCCAAAGUCCAGAUGUUUAUCAGCGGACAAGUGAUGAGACAAGCAAAGCUCUCCUUAUAUCUGUGGAGGGACAAGGAAACUAUCACUCUAUCCCAUUGCCUAACUUCUGUCAGAGUCCUGUUCACAGUAAAGCUUCAAUCAGAGAUGGAGUAGACAACAUGAGGGGGAAACCUCUUCUUUCUACAAGCUUGCAUGAAAGCCACACGUCUGGUGAAGGAAGUAACCCGGGACACCAAGGUGAUGGACCAAGUGUUCUUGCCAAGAAUUCCCAGGACAUAAACAAACUGGAGUCCUGCCUCUGCAGUCUAAAAGAACUAAUAUCCGAUCUAGGCUGCUCCAUCAUGGAAAUUGAGGGAAAAUGGAAGGAUAGCUCACACGUGGAUCAUGUUGGAGAGCCAGGCCAAAAGCACAAUUUACUUUUAAGUAGACAGUCCCUUGACUCUUGCAGAGACAUGUUGGAAAACUGCAAUGUAGGAGCCAAAUGCAUUCACUCUGGAGCCCAGUGCAUUCACACUCCUGAUGUUUCUACAAAUGCUGUUUCAAAUCCUAUAUUUUGUCAGAAAGUGUCCAUGCUGUCGGAUACAAAUUCCUACCUUACAGGUGGAAAAAGUGAAUUGAGCGAAGAAGGUGACAGUUCCAGUCACCUGCUCUCUCCCAACCAAUCAUAUGAUGUUAAUGCACCACAGUCUGGGAUGUGGAACCUUCAGAGUUCUGGAUCUGAUCAGGUCUCAAGUGAAGAGUUGGAUGAAGGGAAUCAACUGACCCCAGAGAAGUUGGUUGGAACAGAGUCAUCCAUAAUGCAGGAGAACGUGGACAGAAGUUUUGCACCCAGUAGCAGUGAAGACCUCUCACCUUGCUGCAGGACUCCCACAGCUGCAUCGCCCUGGAGACACAGUCAUGAGGUAGAACUUGGGAAGGUCCAUACUGCUCAGGUUCGAGCUCUGCAAGAAAAGCACAGGAGACAACAGGAAGAAGUGUUCCAGGCAUUGGCAGCGCACUACCACCUUCCUCAGAGAUCCUCCUUCCCGUGCUCUACAUCAGGGGGGGACACAUUGCCAUUGUCUCAGCGUAUAUGUCAGCCCUCAAGUGAACACCUAGAGAGAUGGCGCCUCCUGCUGUUGGCUUCUGUCAAAGGCUAUCUAACACGCAGGCUGCUAAGGACCGAGCGAGUGACGCAGCUGGUGCGCACUGUUGGGGACACACAGCAAUUCCUGCAGGCUUUCCAGCAGCAGAUUGCCAAAGGUGAUAUGUGCAGCAAAGAGGACCGUCUAUUGCAGCAGAGAGUCUCUCUGCAGCUGAGAGUGGCACGUUACGAGCUUUACUACAUUUUCUUCAGCCUGUCUGUAGCGGAAAGGAUGCAGCUGAUUAGUCUGGACAGAGAGCUGGUGAGAGACCGAGUGUUCAGACGACAGACAGGACACACAGGAAUGAGUUCUCUAUCUGCUGCAACACAAAAGUCUCUCGAGAGGAAAAGAGGACUCUUGAUUCAAAAGAAGGUGUCAGAGCGAAACAGAGGAGUUGUGACCACAAACAAAACAACAUUUAGUGAAGGACAGCCGCCAGGACACAAGCGAGGACAGUUGAGAAAAAAGCUUCUGAGGAUCUCCUGACUGACAACUUAAACACUAAGUCAUUCUGCUGACAUCCUCCCACUAGGUAACAUCAUAUUCAAGCUUCUUUGUACAACUGCUCAACUUAUUUCUUCAUGUCUUGUUAACAUUUUUACAAUAUAACUAGCAGGGUGCAAACAAUCAAUAGCAUAAAACGGUUCAUUUAAUUGCAAAGGAAAUCAUUUAUUUGCUUGGAAGAGUGAACAUUGGUUACUUUGUUGAAUACAAAAUAUCGGAACACUUCCUGUAAAGAUCACAGCCUAUGACUAUUUAGUUAUCUACACAGUACACACACUCUCUCAGUAUUCUCAUUACCUUACUUUUACUUUUACAUAGUUCCCAAAGUUGCCUGAACUAACUGUUCUAUAUUGUUUGUUUCGAAUGUUCAUCUAUAGUCAAGUGUUAUUUAUAUUUGUAAUAUGAUAAUAAAAGUUUUUUACAAGUUGAAAA
This is a messenger RNA of Nerophis lumbriciformis (worm pipefish), 3615 nucleotides long. It is a transcript of the gene cp110, whose product is annotated as centriolar coiled-coil protein 110. NCBI's taxonomy places the organism in Eukaryota, Metazoa, Chordata, Actinopteri, Syngnathiformes, Syngnathidae. The record is from RefSeq and is a predicted model, not a curated record. Gene Ontology annotation, cellular component: centriole. Gene Ontology annotation, biological process: centrosome duplication; negative regulation of centriole elongation; centriole replication.